Molecule: messenger RNA, 333 nt
Organism: Racocetra fulgida
Lineage: Eukaryota; Fungi; Glomeromycota; Glomeromycetes; Diversisporales; Gigasporaceae
Source: the annotation of a GenBank genome assembly
UUGGUAGUUCUGGAAGUGGAAAAUCUACAAUUAUUAGUUUAUUAGAAAGAUUUUAUGAUCCUAUUAAUGGAUCUAUAUUACUUGAUGGUGUAGAUAUUAAGAACAUUAAUAUUCAAUCAUUGAGAAGACAAAUUGGUUUAGUUGGUCAAGAACCUGUUUUAUUUGCUGAAACUAUUAGGGUAAAUAUUGGAUGGGGUGGUGAUCCAAUGGAAUCAGAACCAAGUUUGGAUGAUAUUAUAGAAUCUUGUAAAAAAUCAAAUGCUCAUGAUUUUAUAGAUGAAUUACCUAAAAAAUAUGAUACAAUUGUAGGAGAAAAAGGAAGUUUACUUUCAG